Molecule: messenger RNA, 673 nt
Organism: Exophiala mesophila
Lineage: Eukaryota; Fungi; Ascomycota; Eurotiomycetes; Chaetothyriales; Herpotrichiellaceae
Exons: 1
Coding region: 27-455 (142 amino acids)
Source: RefSeq, a predicted model, not a curated record
UCUGAACCCAUCGCAACCAUUCCAACAUGUUCAACACAGCAGUUGCUCUGCUCCUCAUCUCAGCUCUAGCCACCAGCAUCUCCGGUCUACCACAAUCCAGCGACUCCGCCUCAGCAGCCGACCUCGCCGCACAAUGUACCACCAUCUCUGGUGGCUGGAAACUAUACUACAGCGGAAGUGGCUCCCUUCGAAAUGAUGCUCAGUACUAUAGCAUUAGUUCCUUCGCCAAAUUCUCCGAUCCAUCUCAGGUGUGUUCAGUGGCGGCCGCGAAGCAAUCAUGCGCAAAGGUUGCCAGUGCAUAUUCAGCGAAGCAAUUCUCUCUGAGCUUCGACGGAGAAUUUAGCGAUCCAAAUGGUCCAUGGCUUUGUCAGGUGUUCAUGCAGGAUAACUCGAGUCCUAGCCUUUUCAAUGAACAGAGUGACAAUGCUCAGUAUGUGUGGGGUUGGACACUUUAGGUGACUCGAUGGUUUGGCAGCAAACAGAGGCAAUGACAGUUGGAACUCCAUGGGGGUUGAAAUUGAGGGAAACAUCAUACGAAAUGCCCAUGUCGGGAUCACUAGAGGCACGACUCUGCCAAGGCUCUUAAGCCCUGUGCUUAGCACAGCCAUUUCAUACCAUUAAUGUAUCAUCAGAACGUCAGCGUCCCAACUCUUUCGAUAUCACACAGCCUGUA